Messenger RNA from Spizellomyces punctatus DAOM BR117, 471 nucleotides. RefSeq lists its product as uncharacterized. The transcript has 2 exons. The record is from RefSeq and is a predicted model, not a curated record. Gene Ontology annotation, biological process: mitochondrial respiratory chain complex II assembly. Gene Ontology annotation, cellular component: mitochondrion. Lineage: Eukaryota; Fungi; Chytridiomycota; Chytridiomycetes; Spizellomycetales; Spizellomycetaceae. Bases 50 to 304 code for a protein of 84 amino acids.
GACCGAACGCGAGUCGCUUCUCGCCGACCUCCAAACGAAUGCCUUUGUCAUGACUAUCCGGAGGACGGGACUGCAGCGGGAUGUCUUGGACUUGUAUCGCUCCUUGCUGCGUGUAGUGCGAACAAAGCCUGAGUCAUCGCGAGAUCAUUUCUACAAGUACAUACGGUCUCAAUUCAGGCAGGAUGCUUCCAGCGUAUCUCAGAGGGAUAUAUCUACGAUUGAGUUCAUGCUGAGAAAGGGACGAAGACAACUAGAGGUCCUGAAGAGUGAUAGUGUAGUGGAUAUCUCCCCUCCGUCAUAUUAGAACCUCCACACUUUGGCGGAUACCUUGUACAUAGUGCGGAGCCGAUGGGUAUUGGCACUAGUACAAAGAUUCCAACCAAUUUAAUCAUAAUUUUACUCGAUUUAGACUCAUGAACUAUGGUUUGUUUGAUCCAAAAAUCCUAUAAUAGUCAUCGUCCAUUUUCCCAG